UCACAGAGAUUUGAAGUGAGAGCUUCAAGUUGUUUCACUGAAGAACAAACCAACAUUUUCUUUGUUGAAAAAUGAGCAAAGUGGCUGCAAAGGUGGCAGGAGGAACGGAGGGCUGUCUUCUCCCUCAAAGAGAACAAUUCCUACCAUACUGGAUUGAUCUGACUCUGGAUGCUGACACAGCUUACUCCAAAAUCAAGGUGUAUGAGAACCAAAAAACAGUGAUGCUGACCGAUGAAACCCAAACUGAUGAUGUGAGCUCCAAAAGAUUCCUCUACGUACCCCAGGUGCUGUGUAAUCAGCCUCUGAGUGGGAAGAAGUACUGGGAGGUAGAGUGGGAAGGGCCGAAGGGGGCUGGGAUUGUGGUAUCUUAUGCCUCAAUUGCAAAGGACACUGCAGGUGAUGAGUGUAGAUUUGGAUGUAACUGUAAAUCCUGGAGGUUUCAGGAUGGUGUGCACCGUGAUUUCUUGUACAAUGAUUUGAAAACGAUCAUCUCCUCACACUUCAACGUAAUAGGAGUGUUCAUAGAUGUUGAGGAAGGUAUCCUCAGGUUCUACAGUAUCACUCCUGAUCGGGAGGAGAUGAAACUCCUGUAUGAUGUCCAAGAUUUCAGGCCACUGAGGAUCUUUAUGCAGGGUUUUGGUUGAGUGAAGGGACCAAGCUGAGCAUUCCCCCUAAGCAGGUGGCCAAGAGUUGCCAGAGAACCUGAUUUAUAAAAUAGUCACAUCAACUUCAUAUCAACAUUGCAAACACUGAGUAUUUGACGAGCUUUUCUCCCCAGAUCCAUCUGAGACCUGUUGGAGGAAUGUAACCCUAACCCUUCUAGAGAAUUAUGAGAUUAAGGAAUUACAAAGAAUAUGUUGACACAUGGAAAUAUAGCUUUGCAUUGCUGUAUAGAAAAAAACCAAUGUACUCUAUAAAAAAUGUAAUCAAUGUUAUCAAUAAAACCGUGAAUUUAUGAACCUAAACAAAUUGUAUCUCUCAUGACUUAUUCCUGCUGAUCAGUUGAAACACUUUUUGUGGAUUUGAGGUUUUUGUAUCUGUUUCAACUCAAUGGAUCCAGUAAAUGUCCUUUUCCUGUUUUACUGUUACAGCUUCAACUCUUUACCAUUACAAUCUCAUUUCACAUUAUUAGCAAUGCUGUUUAGAAGGACUGUGGGAAUUAAAACAAACAUGUUUUCACAUUCUGUAUCCAUUAAAGCCGCUCCUCAAAAUAUAA
Messenger RNA from Scomber scombrus (Atlantic mackerel), 1216 nucleotides. Its product is annotated as stonustoxin subunit beta-like. The transcript is spliced from 3 exons. Gene Ontology annotation, molecular function: protein binding. The record is from RefSeq and is a predicted model, not a curated record. The coding region runs from base 72 to 644 and encodes 190 amino acids. Lineage: Eukaryota; Metazoa; Chordata; Actinopteri; Scombriformes; Scombridae.